Pyricularia grisea is the source of this 1776-nucleotide messenger RNA. RefSeq lists its product as uncharacterized. The transcript is spliced from 4 exons. Bases 425 to 853 code for a protein of 142 amino acids. The record is from RefSeq and is a predicted model, not a curated record. NCBI's taxonomy places the organism in Eukaryota, Fungi, Ascomycota, Sordariomycetes, Magnaporthales, Pyriculariaceae.
CAGCCUUGUCUUCCAACCUCCAAAACUGCGUUUUUUGUUGUUGUUUUUUUCAGUCUCAACCCUUAACGAAUCCCUUUUGUUUAACCCAUCCUUGUUUUUUUUAUCUUCUUUGUUGCUUUCAACCUGCCUCGCCUUGCUCGCUCGUCCGAGCCACAGAACACUCCCGAUCCUUACCCUGCUUGCCAGCCAGCAAUCAAUCAUUGACCCGGUUCGGGCGAUUCUAGGCCCGCUUUCCGCCGCUUCCUGAGAAGCAACUCCCACACCGUUCUGUGGUUCCCUCAGCGCCUCACAAUUACUUGACUCCUGUUCUCGCCAACAGAACACCCGGAUUUCGACUCAUUCUCUCGUACUCAAUACUUUCAAGCAUUUAAAUCACUGCUGCAAUUACAAGACGAUUGCCAUAGUGCUCUAGACGCCAGCCAUCAUGUCUACGCAGUCCAUCGCCAUUCCAUCAAGCCUGGCCGACCGCCGAGAUAGGCCUUCCAAUCCGGCGGCUCGAGUGUCGUCUUCUUCGUCUUCGUCUUACUCGAGCUCUCCAAGGACACCACAGUCGGCACAAUCGACUCCUUCACCAUCUGCCCAGAAGCAAAAGAAGCUGAUACAUGAACGACGGCCCAGCCUUCUCAGCUCGGCGAUCCUCAAAGAAGAGUGCACCGUUAUCAACAUAGGUGACCCAGAAGGUCCCCCAAGACUUAUCUCCUACACCGUCGCCAGCCAAGGAUAUAUAUGGAACCCAGAAAUCUUCCUCCCAUCGUACGUCGACCACGACUACAUUCCUCUGGACCAACGCCGCGAGCCCGUCCAUGAGAUUACCGUAACCGACGAAGAGAUCAACGCCAUUUUCCCACAAUAGACGUCUCUUCUACAUCGUCAAAAAUAUGGCGACACCAAGUGCACAUACGCUUGUAUGACGAUCAAAAUGCCUUCACACCUACGCCUUUUACGACAUAUUAUCAUACCCCCGCGGAACAUAUUAGAGCCCUUAUUUGAAAAUCCUCGCGAGAAUACCAACAAUUUUGUUUCCCCCUUUUCUCUUCUUACUACAUUUGUUUCUGUUCUCUACUAUUUCUCAUGGCGUUUCGGUGCAUGAUGGGUUGUUUUGCGGAUCCUCUCCAGUUUUCUUUUUUUAUUGAUACGUUGGCGGAAGACCACGGUGCGGCUCUGUUCUAUCGAGCAGUGACUGCCUUACCCAUCCGGUAGAUGCUAGGCGACUCAAACGAGAGCAGCACUCGGAAAAGCCAUAUCGGUAUGCAGUGGCAGGCAUGUUGCGUUUUGUGAGCUCUGUUUUUCUCCUCUGUUUGCUUUUGUUUGGGCGGCGCUUGGAUUUGGGAUUGGGACUUGAUAGGAAGAUCACCAAAUAAACUCGUGUCAGCAGCUCUGGUGCCACCAUACGCUGCAUGCCUGCCUGACGGAACCUUGGAUUGACAUGAAGCGCUCUUACGAUAGGCUGACUGACUAUCUUGCAUGUGAAUGAUUGCACACAGGCUUUCAGACAGAGCACUCUGGAAAUGUCUGUGCAGAAGCCGAAAGAGGGUUGACAGAUAGUAAGUCAGCAAGAAGUCAACCCGAUCGACAGCUAGGGCAAUUCUGACUACGACUUGAUGGCCCUGGGCGAGCUUGGUGCAAGCAUCGUUUGAUGGAAACCCAACUACCACGGUACUGGAAUUAAUAUAAUCGACAAAUGUGUAAGACAAGGCAUCCUGCACCUCAGACGUCCGAAAAGUAAAGAAAAAUUCUGACAUUUGAUAACUUGCUGACAGUGUAUUAUACAUUUUG